This is a messenger RNA of Melanotaenia boesemani (Boeseman's rainbowfish), 5581 nucleotides long. RefSeq names its product lysine (K)-specific demethylase 5Ba (gene kdm5ba). Gene Ontology annotation, biological process: chromatin remodeling. Gene Ontology annotation, molecular function: histone demethylase activity; DNA binding. The record is from RefSeq and is a predicted model, not a curated record. The transcript has 27 exons. Lineage: Eukaryota; Metazoa; Chordata; Actinopteri; Atheriniformes; Melanotaeniidae. The coding region runs from base 150 to 4604 and encodes 1484 amino acids. Gene Ontology annotation, cellular component: nucleus.
CAGCUCGUCUCCAACUAGAUAAUUCGUCUUUGAGUUGAAUGAGUGGAGUGGACAUGAACUGAAAAAACUGAAAUUCACAGCGAGCACAUUCGGCGUGAGGAAGUAUUUUAAUAUAUUUUUUUAGCUGGAGUCUUAACUAGGAUGCAACGAUGACUCAACCACAGCUGAAUGAGUUUAUUCCUCCCCCGGAGUGCCCUGUUUUUGAGCCCAGCUGGGAGGAAUUUGCCGACCCUUUUGCGUACAUCAACAAAAUACGACCAAUCGCAGAGAAAACUGGCAUUUGCAAGAUCCGACCACCGCCGGAGUGGCAGCCACCUUUUGCCUGUGAUGUUGACAGACUGAAAUUCACACCAAGAAUACAAAGGCUUAAUGAACUGGAGGCUCAGACCAGAGUUAAACUCAACUUCCUGGAUCAAAUUGCAAAAUUCUGGGAGCUCCAAGGAUGCACUCUGAAAAUUCCUCAUGUAGAGAGAAAAAUUCUGGAUCUAUACCAACUGAACAAGUUGGUGACUGAAGAGGGAGGUUUUGAUGCAGUCUGCAGAGAGCGGCGCUGGACUAAGAUCUCAGUCAAGAUGGGCUUUGCUCCUGGAAAGGCCAUUGGUUCUCAUCUGCGGGCACACUAUGAGCGCGUCCUCUACCCAUACAACCUUUUCCAGAUUGGAGCCAACCUGUCCGCGGCCACCUUGACUAAUGACACUAAAGAUAAGGAGUACACUCCUCAUGAUCUGCCACAGCGUCAGUCUGUUCAGCCGCAGGAGACCUGCAGCAUUGCUCGCCGCGCUAAGCGAAUGAGAUCUGAAAGAGGAUAUUUCAAACAUGAACCUGAAGGAAUGUGUGAGAAACGUCCCAAUCUGAGGAGAAGAAUGGGAACAUAUAUUACCAAACCAGAACCUGUGAGAAUGGCAAUCACUGAAGUGAAAGUGGAGCCCACUGAACUAAUGGAUCCAAAAGAAUAUGAAGAAACUGUAUUAGAUCAGAUUAACAAACCUCCAGUGAAUAAAGUGGACCAUUACAUGUGCCUCGUAUGUGGCAGUGGAAGUGCAGAGGACCGCCUGCUAUUAUGUGAUGGUUGUGAUGACAGCUACCACAUCUUCUGUCUGAUCCCACCCCUCCAUGAUGUUCCCAAAGGUGACUGGCGAUGCCCCAAGUGCCUAGCUCAGGAAUGUGGCAAACCUCCUGUUGCAUUUGGCUUUGAACAAGCCGGCAGGAGCUACACCCUCCAAGCUUUUGGUGACAUGGCCGACUCCUUCAAAUCUGAUUAUUUCAACAUGCCAGUUCAUAUGGUUCCUACUGAGCUGGUGGAAAAGGAAUUCUGGCGUCUUGUCAGUACCAUUGAGGAGGAUGUGACUGUGGAGUAUGGAGCAGACAUCGCCUCAAAGGAGUUUGGGAGUGGUUUCCCAGUACGAAAUGGCCAUUUCCAAGUCUCUCCUGAUGAUGAGCAUUAUAUAAGCAGUGGCUGGAACUUGAACAACAUGCCAGUGCUGGAUGCCUCCGUACUCACUCAUGUUACGGCCGACAUCUGUGGGAUGAAGGUUCCCUGGCUCUAUGUGGGGAUGUGCUUCUCAUCUUUCUGUUGGCAUAUUGAGGACCACUGGAGCUACUCUAUAAACUAUCUUCACUGGGGAGAGCCGAAGACGUGGUAUGGGGCUCCUGGUUAUGCUGCAGAGCACCUGGAGUCAGUCAUGAAGAAAUUGGCCCCUGAGCUAUUUGAGUCCCAGCCAGACCUCCUUCACCAGCUGGUCACCAUCAUGAAUCCAAACACACUAAUGAACAAUGGCGUCCCGAUCUAUCGCACCAACCAGUGUGCAGGGGAGUUUGUCAUCACUUUCCCCAGAGCUUAUCACAGCGGAUUCAACCAGGGUUUCAACUUUGCUGAAGCGGUCAACUUCUGCACAGUGGACUGGAUGCCCAUUGGCCGUAAAUGUGUGGUUCACUAUCGCCAACUGAGCAGAUACUGUGUCUUUUCCCAUGACGAGAUGGUUUGUAACAUGGCCCUAAAAGCAGACUCAGUGGAUGUUGACCUGGCGUCAGCAGUUCUGGGGGAAAUGACUGCCAUGAUCGAAGAGGAGAGGGAACUACGUGAAAAGAUUAACAAAAUGGGUGUGGUGCAGUCUCGACAAGUUGAUUAUGAGGAGCUCCCAGAUGAGGAGCGGCAGUGCUGCAAGUGUCGGACCACCUGCUACCUGUCUGGCAUCACCUGUCUCUGCAGUCCUAAGAAGAUGGCUUGUUUGUACCACGCCCAAGACCUCUGCUCAUGUUCUCAUAGCAACCUCACACUCCAUUACAAGUAUGCCAUGGAAGUGCUGUACCCCCUGUUGGCAUCAGUGAAGCAACGUGCAGAGUCGUAUAAAAACUGGGUUUCUAGUGUUCAAGACAUCGUGGAGAACAAGGGAACUAAGAAAAGAGGUUUGGAUGAGCUUCACAGCCUGGUGGAACAAGCAGAAACGAAAGGAUUCUCUCAAACUAGCCUUCUGGAUCAGCUGCGCACCAUCACCUCAGAGGCUGAUAAAGUUGCUGUGAUGGCACAGCAGCUUCUUAACGGAAAGAGACAGACAAGGUAUCGAUCUGGGGGUGGCAAGUCUCAAAACCAGAAUGAGUUGACUGUGGAGGAGCUGAGGUCCUUUGUCCAACAGCUGGACAAUCUGCCGUGUAAUAUCCGACAGGCUCCUUUACUGAAAGACCUGUUGACCCGGGUGGAUGAUUUCAAGCAGCGCAGCGACUGUCUCCUCUCUGAUGAGUCACCCAGUCCACAGGAGCUGCAGGACCUGCUGGAUGUGAGUCUAGGCCUGGAUGUGGAGCUGCAGCAACUGCCCCUGCUGAGAGAGAGACUAGAACAAGCUCGGUGGCUGGAGGCCGUGCAGCAAGCCAGCAGCAGGCCAGACAGCCUGUGUCUGGAAACCAUGAGGAGACUGAUAGACCAGGGCGUGGGCCUGGCUCCUCACAGCUCUGUAGAGAAGGCCAUGGCUCGUCUGCAGGAGCUGCUGACGGUGUCAGAGCAGUGGGAGGAGAAGGUGCUCAGCCUCAUGGAGGCCAGGCCACAUCACAGCAUAGAGACACUUGAUGCUGCUUUACACGAAGUAGAAAACAUCCCUGCUUAUCUGCCCAACUGUCUGCAGCUGAAGGAUGUUGUCAGCAAGGCCAAGAAAUGGCUUCAUGAAGCUGAAACCCUCCAGCUGGGAGGACGUAUUCCUGUGCUGGACAGCCUCUCUGAGCUGGUCCUCAGAGCAGAGGGCAUCCCAGUGAGGCUCGACCCACUGAGCCGACUGGAGGCCCUCGUCAGUGAUGUUCAAACCUGGAAGGAGAGCGCAGCAAAAACAUUCCUCCUGAAAAAUUCCCCUUUCUCUCUUCUUGAGGUCCUUUGUCCAAGAUGUGAUGUUGGUGUUGGGCAUCAGAAGUCAAGAUCUAAAAAGGUGAAAGAAGCCCCUCCGCUCGGUAGAAAAUCUUCAACAAAACUGGAGUCCUUGUGUGAUGUGGAGAAAGCUCUCUCUGACAGCAGGGACUCUGCCUCUGCUAUGACCACUCUUGCUGAGGUCCAACAGAGGGAGAUGGAGAUCUUGUUGGCUCUAAGGGCUUCAAAUGAGUCUAAGUUUCUAACUGCUGAAAACUGUUGUGCACUUAGUGUUUGUGUUUGCCUAAAGGCACCUUCAGGCACCAUGGUGCAGUGUGAGCUCUGUCAAGACAUUUUCCACUGCAGCUGUGUCACAACAGCAGCAGAUCUUGAGUAUGGUCAAGCCUGGCUUUGCCCGCUUUGCCAGCGGUCAAGGAAACCUCCUCUGGACAGGGUCUUGCCCUUGUUGGCCUCACUGCAAAGGAUUCGGGUUCGCCUGCCAGAAGGAGACGCCCUGCGCUUCCUCAUUGAAAGGACAGUGCGAUGGCAGCACAAAGUUCAGCAGGCCUGUGCAGAGGGAGUGCUGGAGAAGGUUUCUUUGAUGGGGAGAUCCGAGUCCAGAAUGUCUUUAAAUCUGACUCAGGCAAUAAAUGGAUCAUUUCAUACAAAGCACCAGUCUGUUCCAGUUCAGGGACUCGGCCCUGAGCUGGAAGAGCUAAUGGUGGAGGGAUUCCUGCUGCAGGUCACUCUGCCUGAGACUGAGCAGCUGUACAGAUACCUGCUGUACAAACUGGCGCCCCUGCCAUCACACAGCUCACCCAGUGAGAAUGGCUCAGAACAGUCUCCGAGAGGGAGUCCUCACCACAACAAGAACGGAGUGUCAAGUCUGAAAAAAGAGGCAGUGGACGAUGGUCAGAGCAAAAGGAUCAAGCGGCGCAAGGAAAGCUCUGACUCACAGCACAGUGAAAAGGCCAAGAAGUCUCGGAAAAAGAAACCCAAGAAAAGCAAAGAAAGGAGUGAAGACUCGAAGAAGACGAGUUCCCCCACACACACAGUAUCUGACCCUGCUCUGUCAGAUUCAGAGGAGGACUUCUCACUGUGUGCUGCACCAUGGUGCAGAGAGCCAGAGGGUGACGAGGUAAACUGGGUUCAGUGUGACGGCAACUGUAAUCAGUGGUUUCACCAGGUCUGUGUGGGACUGUCUGCUGAGCGAGCAGAAAAGGAGGACUAUGUUUGCAUAAGCUGCACACAGCCAGACUACAACCGAGGAGAAUAAAGACCAAAAAGUGAUGUUGAAGGAUGAUCAGUCUUUUUUUCUUUUUUCUUGUUUUUGCAAGCCGCAGCACUUAUACGCACACCUGAACUCUGUGUGUCCUGUGGCUUCUCCCGUCUACCGUCUGGCUUGCCCUCAGUGAACAUGGUGCUAUUUUCCUUUUUCCCUGAGUCACUAAAGACUUCUGUCACUGUUUUGUCAUUUGGCUGUUUUUUCAGCUAAUCAACUAAUCUUUUCUGAAACUUUCCAAGACUGAUGCAGAUGUCGCUUAAAAGGAGGGAAAAAAUGGAGAGAACCAACAGCGCAGGGAUUUUUCAACCAAAAAAUGUCAGUUUGACAUUUCAGGACUGUUUCUUUGACAUGCAUCUGAACAAUGUGAAACUUAUCUUUUUCUUGUAGAGUAAAUAUUAUUUAUCUGAGCAAUAGCUGAACAGAUUAAUUCAAGUCCGUUUUCACCUGAGCUAUAUUUGUGUGUAGAAGUACUUUGAUAAGUUGCCUUCCUGAAGCAGAAACCCUUAAGAAUUCACUUUAUGAAUCCUAUGAUAUUCCACAGUUCACUCAACAUUUGUGUGCACCUCACAACAGAUAUGGAUCUAUGAUAUUAAAUGUGCAAAACUUUGCACUCAUACUUUGCCCAUAUCCUUUAACAAUUCACUGGCUUUGAUAGGAAGUCAGGUUUCCCUUUGGCGCUGUCUGCAGACGAAGAUGAAAGUCCUGAAUCCCUCGUUCCUGGCAGUGGUUGAGACUUGAUUUCUGUUCACAAAGUAAGAAAGGACUGCCCGACAUCAAAGGAAUGUACAUUUUUUGAGGGCGAACUUUCCCUUUAUGGUUGAGGUUGAAAAUAUUGUGUUGGACUUAGAUUUAACACAGACUGUGUGAUUUAUUUGCCACGGGUAUAUGACCUUUUCUUGCUCCUUUGGAUAAAUAAUAUAAUUCAUAUGUUGCAGUUUGCAUUAUAAAAUAAAAUGUUUGUUCCCAUA